Messenger RNA from Carassius carassius (crucian carp), 1234 nucleotides. RefSeq names its product ras-related protein Rab-11A-like. Gene Ontology annotation, cellular component: transport vesicle; postsynaptic recycling endosome; axon. Gene Ontology annotation, biological process: neurotransmitter receptor transport, endosome to postsynaptic membrane; melanosome transport; exocytosis. Lineage: Eukaryota; Metazoa; Chordata; Actinopteri; Cypriniformes; Cyprinidae. The record is from RefSeq and is a predicted model, not a curated record. The coding region runs from base 365 to 1018 and encodes 217 amino acids. The transcript is spliced from 5 exons. Gene Ontology annotation, molecular function: GTP binding; GTPase activity.
AGUGUUUGUCUUGAGAUGAGACAGCGGGGCAAAACUUGGUUGACGUAGCGCAGCAACAUCGUAUCAAAGUUGAUUAGCUGUAAAACAAAUUUAGCUCAUCCGGAACCUGUUUCUCUUAACGGUUACUUUAUUUAUGACCGUCGACAGAAGGAAAUAAAUUAUAUAUUUUUAUUUUUGGAUUCCGAGAGUCUUUAACGCAUGAAGCGCACGUAGUAAUGAAGAGCAAGUGAUCAACUGAUGCGUCAACAAAGUUUCCUUGUCUUCGUAGUAUAUAUAAGGGCGCCUUGUGGUUCUCCAGAAGAGCAUAACGUCUUUAUAUUUGAAAACACGGACUUGUUUUUAAGCCGGUAAGAAGAUUAAAGCCAUGACGGGUAGAGAGGACGAGUAUGACUAUCUCUUUAAAGUGGUUCUGAUCGGCGAUUCGGGCGUGGGCAAGAGUAACCUGCUCUCUCGCUUCACCCGCAAUGAGUUCAACCUGGAGAGCAAGAGCACCAUCGGGGUGGAGUUUGCCACACGCAGCAUCCAUGUGGAGGGCAAGACCGUCAAGGCCCAGAUCUGGGAUACGGCUGGACAGGAGAGAUACAGGGCCAUCACAUCAGCGUAUUACAGAGGUUCUGUAGGAGCCCUGCUUGUCUAUGACAUUGCCAAGCAUCUGACCUAUGAGAACGCCGAGCGCUGGCUGAAAGAGCUGCAGGAUCAUGCUGACAGCAAUAUUGUCAUCAUGUUAGUAGGGAACAAAAGUGACCUGCGUCAUCUGAGGGCCGUUCCCGUUGAUGAAGCCAAAGCAUUUGCAGAGAAGCAUGGACUUUCUUUCCUGGAGACCUCAGCGCUGGACUCUUCUAAUGUUGAACUUGCCUUUCAGACUAUUCUUACAGAAAUCUACCGUAUCGUGUCCCAGAGGCAGAUGUCAGGGCGUGGUGAUGACAGCUUCUCCCCCAGUGGUUCCAGAGUGGUUCCCAUUACCGUGCAGCCCACACAGAAUUCGGGCAAGCAGGGUGCCUGCUGUCAGAAUAACUGAGCUGCCACAGCACCACCAUGGGAUCUGGGGAGAAUCGUCAGCCUUGUUGGGCUGGGCUGCAAGGUUGACCAUGACCAUUGUGUUCCCUGCACAUUGAGUGCUUAAUGUAUGUAAUGGACUUGCUUAGUUAUGCCCAGAAUCAGUAAGUAAUAAUCUUCAAAUUUGGAGAGCAAGAGAUGAUGUUUAAAUUUAAUGGAUCAAGGAUUUUCUUAGAAA